Messenger RNA from Quercus robur (English oak), 5624 nucleotides. RefSeq names its product endoribonuclease Dicer homolog 3a. The record is from RefSeq and is a predicted model, not a curated record. Gene Ontology annotation, molecular function: protein binding; ATP binding; ribonuclease III activity. Bases 310 to 5346 code for a protein of 1678 amino acids. Gene Ontology annotation, biological process: siRNA processing. NCBI's taxonomy places the organism in Eukaryota, Viridiplantae, Streptophyta, Magnoliopsida, Fagales, Fagaceae. Gene Ontology annotation, cellular component: cytoplasm; nucleus. The transcript is spliced from 25 exons.
AAAUCUUCCCAGUCCUGAACUUCGGAUUUCUCAAAGCACAAGAAACAGAGAAAUUUGUUGUUUGUUUUUUUAUUAUAAAAAUAAAGAUUUCCCAGAUUUUUUUUUUUCCUUUUUUUGGGUAAAAAUUCACUGAAAGUGAUUUUUAGUGUGUACUUUCUAGUUCUACUCAACCACUGUGUGAAAAUAAUUGUUUUUAAAUUCUUAGGGAACCAUUAAAAAAUUCCCAUUCAAUAUAGGAAAAGAAAGAAUUUUUUUGCACUAUUUAGAUAAUCAAAGGCCUUUUCCCAAUCCAAAGAGACUACUUUCAACAUGCUUUGUUUAGAGCAGCAGAAUCAGACCCAGAAUCUUCUUACUCUCAAGCGGAGCUCAAGUGAUAUGAAGGAAUCUGAUCAUGAUCUUUCUGUUCAAGAAUCACCCUCUUCUUCAAGUCCCAACUGCAUGAAGCCCAGAGGGUACCAAUUGCAAGUGUUUGAAGUUGCAAAGAAGAGGAACACCAUAGCAGUGUUGGAGACAGGUGCUGGCAAGACUAUGGUAGCCGUUAUGCUUAUCAAAGCCAUUGGUGAAGCUAUCAAGUCUAAUGGCCAUAAAAAGUUGAUUGUUUUCUUGGCUCCCACUGUCCAUCUUGUUAAUCAGCAAUUUGAGUUUAUAAAAAACCAUACAAAUAUGGAAGUGGGGCAGUACUAUGGAGACAUGGGAGUUGAUAAUUGGAGUUUAGAGACCUGGGAAAGGGAAGUUAAUAAGAAUGAUGUACUAGUAAUGACACCCCAGAUAUUUUUGGAUGUCUUAAGAAAGGCAUUCUUGAGUCCAGAAGCAGUGUGCUUAAUGAUAAUUGAUGAAUGUCAUCGUGCUACUGGUAACCAUCCAUAUACAAAAAUAAUGAAGGAAUUUUAUCACAAUUCUAAUAACAAGCCAAAGAUUUUUGGAAUGACGGCAUCCCCUGUAGUAAGAAAAGGUGUCUCAUCCAUCGUGGACUGUGAAGGUCAAAUAUCAGAACUAGAAAAUAUCCUGGAUUCCCAGAUUUAUACUGUUGGAGACAGGACAGAGAUUGAAGUGUAUGUGCCCUCUGCAAAAGAAACUUGUAGAUUUUAUGACCAAACACAGUUUCCCAGUUUGGAUUUAAAGGGGAAAAUAGAGGCCUUGUGUUCCAAGUUUGAUGCAUCCUUGUUAGAGUUGCAAGGGUCAUUGCAAAGUAAUUACAAGGACACGGAUGAUAAAUUUAAUAUGCUGCGAAAGCGUUUGUCUAAUGAUCAGGCAAAGGUUUUGUAUUGUCUGGAUGACCUUGGACUCAUGUGUGCUUAUGAGGCUGUGAAAGUCUGUCUAGAGAAUGUUCCGAACGGCAACGCAGAGUGUGAAGUUUAUAGAGAAAGUUACUUUCUGUGUAAACGUUUUCUUGAGGAAGUCUUGUGUAUAAUUGGGGAAUCUUUCCCACAUGGUGAUGAAAAUCUUCUGGAUUUAGGGUCUGGUUAUUUGAAAGCAGUAGAUUUGGGCUAUUUAUCUCCUAAACUACAUGAACUUCUUCAACUUUUCCAAUCAUUUGGAGGAGCUGAGCAAGUACUGUGCCUCAUUUUUGUUGAGAGAAUUGUUACGGCUAAGGUAAUUGAGAGAUUCAUGAAGAAAGUUGCCUAUUUAUCGCAUUUCACGGUUUCAUAUUUGACUGGAAGUAAUACAUCAGUGGACUCACUGCCGCCAAAAAAGCAAAAGGAAACAUUGGAAUCAUUUCGCUCUGGCAAGGUCAAUUUAUUAUUUGCUACUGAUGUAGUUGAGGAGGGAAUUCACGUGCCAAACUGCUCUUGUGUGAUACGGUUUGACCUCCCCAAGACAGUCCGUAGUUAUGUCCAAUCUCGGGGACGAGCUCGACAGGAUAACUCUCAAUUUGUCAUGAUGUUGGAGAGGGGAAACACACAACAAAGGGAUCAACUGUUUGACAUAAUCAGGAGUGAGCGUUCAAUGACAGAUACAGCCAUGAAUAGAGACCCUGAUGCACACAUUCUGAAGGCAUGUACUACUGAGGAAGUAAAUGCAUAUCAUGUGGAAGCAACUGGGGCCUCGGUUACUGCAGAUUCUAGUGUCAACCUCAUUCAUCGAUAUUGUGAAAAACUUCCUGGUGACAAGUACUUUGUCCCAAAGCCAAAAUUUCAUAAUUCACUUAUCGAAGGGUCUUAUGAGUGUAAAAUGACAUUACCCCCUAAUGCGGCUUUUCAAUCCAUAGUUGGUCCCUCGAGUAGGAAUUCUCAUUUAGCAAAACAGCUUGUUUGCUUGGAGGCAUGUAAGAAGUUGCAUCAAAUGGGUGCUUUGGAUGACCAUCUUCUCCCAUCCAUCAAAGAGCUUCCAGAGAAAAAUCUCAUUGUAAAAAGCAAAGAAUCAGCUUCGGGUGCAGGAACAACAAAGAGGAAGGAGUUACAUGGGACUACUUGCAUUCGUGCACUAUCCGGAACUUGGGGAGAAAAAGUCGAUGGAGCCAUUUUUCAGGCCUAUAAAUUUGAAUUUUUAUGUAAUAUUCCCGGAGAGCUUUAUUCUGGAUUUGUUCUUUUGCUUGAGACAAAGCUUGAUGAUGAUGUGGGAAAUAUUGAAUUGGAGCUUUACUUGGUCUCAAAGAAGGUUAAGUCUUCUGUAUCUUUUUGCGGGCAAGUGCAUUUGGAUGCAGAACAGAUGACAAAGGCAAAGACUUUUCAAGAAUUUUUCUUUAAUGGUUUGUUUGGGAGACUGUCUUUUGGAUCUAAAUCAGCUGGAACAUGCAGAGAAUUUUUACUUAAGAAUGAAACUAGAUCACUAUGGAGCCCAUCAAACAUGUAUUUGCUUCUACCUCUUGAAACAUUGAACACUUCAAGUCCUGAGCCUUGCCAAAUAAAUUGGAUAGGCAUCAAUUCUUGCAUUUCAGCGGUAGAAAUCAUGAGAAAAAGCUCUUUGUUGGGCGCUGAACAUUGUAAUGGUGAGACAGGAAAUUUAUCACCUUAUAGGAAUGGUUCAUGCAGCACUAAUGUUAUCCACUUUGCUUAUAGUAUGGUCGACACAAACAAUCUCAAAGAUAUGGUAGUUUUGGCAAUUCACACUGGAAAAAUCUACUCUGUUGUUGAGGUUGUGAAUAAUACCUCUGCUGAGAGUCCUUUUGAUGGAAACACUGAUAAUGCCUCAUCAAAAUAUAUGACAUUUUCAGAGUACUUCAACAAAAAGUAUGGGAUAACGCUGAUGUAUCCAGGACAGCCUUUGGUGCGGUUAAAGCAAAGUCAUAACCCACACAACCUUCUUGUAAACUUCGAUGAGGAAGGCACUACUGGUAAGACAUUGGAAGCAGGUGUGCUUGUCAAAAAGGCACAAAUGCAUGUUCAUAUGCCUCCUGAGCUUUUAAUCAGGCUUGAUGUUUCCAGAGGAGUUUUAAGAUCAUUUUAUUUAUUACCAUCUGUGAUGCAUCGGCUGGAAUCCCUUAUGUUAGCCAGCCAGCUUAGAGAAGAGAUUCGUUGUUCUAGCAAAUUUCAUAUUUCAAGCGCUUUGAUUCUAGAAGCUCUUACAACGCUAAGAUGUUCUGAGAAUUUUUCAAUGGAGCGUUUGGAAUUGCUUGGUGAUUCGGUUCUAAAGUAUGCAGUGGGCUGUCACCUCUUUCUUAAAUAUCCUAAGAAGCAUGAAGGGCAAUUAACUGAUAUACGUAUACGGGUUAUUUGUAAUGCAACCCUACAUAAAUUGGGAACAGAUCUCAAAUUACAGGGAUAUAUACGUGACAGUGCAUUUGAUCCUCGUCGUUGGGUUGCUCCAGGACAGCGUUCCAUAAGGCCUGUUCCUUGUAAAUGUGGGGUGGAUACUCCAGAAGUGCCUUUGGAUGCAAAAUUCCAUACUGAAGACCCAAAAGUUAUGAUUGGAAAUAGCUGUGAUAAAGGUCAUAGAUGGAUGAGUUCAAAAACCAUAGCUGAUUGUGUUGAAGCCCUCAUAGGAGCAUACUAUGUGGGUGGUGGAAUAAUUGCUGCACUCCAUCUGAUGAAGUGGCUUGGAAUUGAUGCUGAACUUGAUCCCUCAUUAGUUGUUGAAGCAAUUACUACUGCUUCUCUACGGUCCUAUGUCCCAAAAGAUAAUGAGAUUGCAACCCUAGAGUCAAAGCUUGGUUAUGAAUUUUCUGUUAAGGGUCUUUUACAGGAGGCCAUAACACAUGCAUCCCAGCAAGAACUGGGAGUUGGCUAUUGUUACCAGAGGCUUGAAUAUCUUGGUGACUCGGUGUUGGACCUGCUUAUUACGUGGCAUCUCUAUCAGUGCUACACAGAUAUUGAUCCAGGCGAGUUGACUGACUUGCGUUCAGCUUCAGUAAAUAAUGAAAAUUUUGCUCAAGCCGCUGUAAGACAAAACCUUCACCAGCAUCUUCAACACUGCUCAGGGUUACUUCUAAGUCAGCUAACAGAAUAUGUGAAGUCUAUUUCUGAAUCUCAUACUGAUGGAUCACUCCAACGCCCAAAAGGUCCUAAGGCUCUUGGAGAUAUGGUGGAAAGUAUUGCAGGGGCAAUACUACUUGACACCAAGCUUAAUCUUAAUGAAGUUUGGAGAAUAUAUAAGCCCCUGUUGUCUCCAAUUGUGACCCCUGAUAAGCUUGAACUGCAUCCAUUUCGAAAACUGAAUGAAUUAUGUGCAUCUCGUGGGUAUUUUAUAAAAGAAAAAUUUAUAAAGAAGGGAGAUAUGGUGCAUGCCGAGCUUAGUUUACAACUGAAAGACGUCCUUUUGAUUGGAGAGGGAUAUGAGGGGGGGAAAAAAUUUGCAAGAGGAGAAGCAGCUUGUCGCUUAUUAAAGGAACUUGAGAAAAGAGGAAUUGUAUUCUCCCGAAGUGCUUCCAAAAAGAGAAAACUGGAUGCUGACCAUAUUGAUGAUUCAACUGCUCCAUACAUGGAAAUUGAUGUAUGUGAUCAAUUAACUGAUGAAAAUCUUUCAGAGCUAGCGAUCAAUAAAAAGCGAAAAUCAACUGAAGAUCAAUUGCCUCCUGAGUCAACUAGUUUUUCUUCCCCAACCAAUGAUUGUUCUAGCAAAGACUGCAGUCCCGACAGUGGCACCCCAGUUAUUGCCACAAUCAACACAAAGAAAGGAGGACCCCGAACCACUCUUUUUGAAUUAUGUAAGAAAGUGCAGUGGCCAAUGCCUACAUUCAAUUCAACAGAAAAUAAAUCAAGAUCUCCAAUUGAAUUUGGAGAAGGCUCUGAAAUAAGAAAUGGGUUUAACAGUUUUGUAUCAAGGAUAAGCUUGCACAUUCCCAAAUUCGGCAGUAUGGAAUGCACAGGAGAUGCUAGAGCUGAUAAGAAGAGUGCACUUGACUCCGCAGCGCUUGUCAUGCUCUAUGAGCUUGAACGACAGGGAAAACUUGUCAUUGGUGUCAAGUAGUGGUUCUUUAACUUAAAAAAUGGGAUGAUGUUAUGUUGUUUUUGUAUAGUAGACCACCCUAUUCAUCUUCCCUAAACCUAUAGAGCACCUAUAGAGCAAUUAGGCAACAGGCUAGUUAGGCAGUGUAUCAAACAUAAGUCUAAUCUUAGCUAUGAUGUCAAUGUACUAAAGUCAUGUACACUACUGCUAAUUAUUUGUAUGAAUACAUACUCAUAAUGAAACUAUGUCUUCAACAUUCCCUCUUUUCUAAUUAAAGGAUUGUAUAAUUCUAAGUUCUA